Messenger RNA from Sinocyclocheilus grahami, 805 nucleotides. RefSeq names its product interferon regulatory factor 6-like. Gene Ontology annotation, biological process: regulation of transcription by RNA polymerase II; immune system process. Gene Ontology annotation, molecular function: RNA polymerase II cis-regulatory region sequence-specific DNA binding; DNA-binding transcription factor activity, RNA polymerase II-specific. The record is from RefSeq and is a predicted model, not a curated record. The transcript is spliced from 5 exons. The annotation marks the transcript as partial. Gene Ontology annotation, cellular component: nucleus. NCBI's taxonomy places the organism in Eukaryota, Metazoa, Chordata, Actinopteri, Cypriniformes, Cyprinidae.
CGUCACCGCCACACCUGAGUUUCUGCGGAAGGUAAAACUUUCGAGCAGAGAUUGAAACGCUCUUCACACGGACUCACGGCGACCGUGCGAGCGCGUUAGCUGAUUUACAACCGGUUAACGACGACUUCAAUCCGGUUUCUUCAUAAAGCAGCUCGUUUUGGCUGUAAAGGCCUCAGGAUUGCUGGGUUUUCUCCUGUUUUGACGCUCAGACGCUUCCUGAAGCCCUCAGAAGGUGGUCAUGUCCUCUCAUCCGCGGCGAGUGCGGCUCAAGCCCUGGCUGGUGUCUCAGGUGGAUAACGGGACGUUUCCCGGUCUGAUCUGGCUGAACCGCGAGACCAAACGCUUCCAGAUCCCGUGGAAACACGCCACGCGUCACACGCCGCAGCAGGAGGAGGAGAACACCAUCUUUAAGGCCUGGGCCGUGGAGACCGGGAAGUAUCAGGAAGGCGUGGACGAGCCGGAUCCGGCCAAAUGGUGUCUGUCUGUCUCAGGUUCGGUUCCCACGUAUGAGACUGACGGCGAUGAAGACGACAUUCCCGACACUCCUGAACCACCUCCUCCGUAUCCACCACACGGCAUGAGCUCGUCUCCGCUGGCUCCGGUCUGGACUCCUCCGGGCUCCGUGUCUCCCAUGCAGCCUCCCAGCUGUCCUCCUCCCGCUGCUCCUCCCUCUGUGGAGGUGUGGCCCAAGAAGGAGCCGCAGGAUGUGGAGAUGCAGCCGCCGCCCAUGGAGCUGCAGACGCCCACACCACUGGAGGCCAUGUUCGCCACGCCGGAGACCUGGAUCAGCUCCCUGCCCAGUACA